AUGGAACUGCGUCUUCGCAUGGUUAUUCGCAUGGUUAUGGACUGCGUCUCCGCUGUCGAGUCUAAAAAGAAAGGGCAUAUCGCUGACUUUUGGUUGAAGUCUUUACCUGGGCUGAAGUGCAAUAACAGGAUAAGCACUGAAAACGUAUUUGUAUCUUGCGAUUUAGAUGGGAUACAAAUCAGUAAUGGAAUUCAAUUUGGUGGUUCCAGAAAUAAUUUUCAAAAGCCUAAACAGUUGUAUAGAAAUCAUAAACAAAUGAGUGUUGAAGAAGUGGUGCCAACCAAAAAGAUCUCAGUAAAUAAAGAUUGUGAUGAUGAACCAGGGAACAAUUCACCACUUAAUGACAA
Paraglomus brasilianum is the source of this 347-nucleotide messenger RNA. NCBI's taxonomy places the organism in Eukaryota, Fungi, Glomeromycota, Glomeromycetes, Paraglomerales, Paraglomeraceae. The record is from the annotation of a GenBank genome assembly.